CGGCAUCACUGUUUAUUAUUCAUAAUAAUAAUAAUAAUAUUUAUGAUUGUUUAAUUCAAUUUUGAAUUUUGAAGUGGAUGGUAAAGAUAAGUUGCUGAAAGAAAUAUGGCAAAGCAAUAUGGUUUGAUUAUUCCUAAUAAAGGACAUAAAAUUGGACAAAUAACAGCUAGACCUUCCAUUUUUGUUGAUUCAGAUUCUGAUACACCAGAUAUCAAACCGACAGGUUCCUCUAAAACUCUAAAAAAGCAGGAUAAAAUCAACCAAGAAAAAGCAGUUACUGAGGACCCAACAGUUUACCAGUAUGACGAAAUUUUUGAUGAGAUGGACCAGAAACGAAAGCAAUCAAAACUUGCUAGGAAAGAUUUAGAUAGAAAACCAAAAUAUAUAAAUAAACUAUUGGUUACUGCGGAAAAAAGAAAAAGGGAAAAUGAAAGGAGAAUUGAGAGGCAAGUACAGAAGGAACGAGAAGAAGAAGGUGACAUGUUCAAGGACAAAGAAUCUUUCAUCACAUCAGCCUAUAAAAAGAAGUUAGAAGAAAUGCGAGAGCUAGAAGAGCAAGAAAAACGAGAGGAAUAUCUUGAAGGUAUUGGAGAUGUUCGCAAGCAAGGCAAUUUAGAUGGUUUCUAUCGGCAUUUAUAUGAUCAAAAACUGAAUUAUGAAGAGAAGGAAGAAAAGCCGAUAAUAAAAGAAGAAAUCAAAGAAGAACCAGAAAGUGAUAAUGUAGCGAAUGAAAGUAAUUUGUCAGAACAUAUACCUGAAAAAGUUUCAGAACCCAAUAGUGUAAAAGUCAAAUCAACAGAAUCGGUGAAGAAAAGAAAAUAUAGAGCGCGUAGAGAUUCCCAAAAUGAAAGUGAAGAUGAACCUGUGGUGAAAAAAGGCCAUUUGUCUUCCAACUUAGAUGCGGACUCGGAUUUCAGCAUUGAUUCUUCAGAUAGUGAGAAUGAAGAAGAAAAAUCUAACAAAACCAAAGAAGUUCCCAAGGUCAAAACUACGGAUGAUAAGUCUCCCAAUGAAAAUUCAGUUAAAGAGGAGAAACAAGUUCUUCCAAAAGGUGAAGAAGAAAAAGUAAUAGAGGUGAAGCCAAAGAAACCAAAAGUUGAUAUUUGGAAAAAGAGAACUGUUGGAGAAAAGUUUGAGGAGGCUGUCAAAAAAUUCUUUGAGAGAAAAGCUUCAAGAGAAAUGGGUCCAUAGAACUUUUAUUCAAUGUACCUUUGUUAAACGUUGGAUUUCUGUAUGAAACUAUAAUGAGAACUAUAUUUGAGGAAAAUGAAAGUAACAAUUGAUAAAUGGAGAAGCGUUAUUAAAUGAAGAUUAAUAAAAUAUGUCAGCACAAAAACAUGUACUUUUUUUAAUCAAACACAGAGAAUUUAUUUUUGUUAAGUUUAUAAAGUUCGUUUUUUUUAGAUGAAUACUUUAGCAGCCUAAUCAAAGAAUAAAUAUUUUUUUAACAAA
Messenger RNA from Leptinotarsa decemlineata (Colorado potato beetle), 1452 nucleotides. RefSeq lists its product as uncharacterized. The record is from RefSeq and is a predicted model, not a curated record. Lineage: Eukaryota; Metazoa; Arthropoda; Insecta; Coleoptera; Chrysomelidae. Gene Ontology annotation, biological process: regulation of alternative mRNA splicing, via spliceosome.